AUGACCCCUGAGAGCAGCACCAUCCCAGGGACCAGCCCCACCAGCCCUGGGACCACCUCUAGGGACCCUGGCACCACCAAGACCAUCCCUGAGACCAUCACCCCUGAGACCACCACGCCCACCUUUGGAAUGAGCACCACACCUGAGACCACCAUCGCCUCUGAGGCCACCACAACCCCUGAAACAACCAUCACACCUGAGACCAUCACCACCCCUGAGACCAGCAGCAGCGCUGGGACCACCACAACCUCUGGGACAACCAUGAUACCUGGAACCACCACCAUUCUUGAGACCACCAUCAUCCCUGAGACCAUCACCACCCCUGAAACCAUCACCAGUCCUGAGACCACCGUCACCCCUGAGACCAUCACCAUCCCUGAGACCACCACCAUCCCUGAGACCACCACCAUUCUGGAGACCAUCACCACCCCCGAGACCAUCACCAGUCCUGAGACCAUCACCAGUCCUGAGACAACUGCAAACCCUGAGACCACCCACACCAGUUCUGGGUCCAUCAGCAAUGCCUUGACCACCACAGCCCCUGGGGCCACAACACCUGAGACCACCAAUCCUGAGUCCACCACCACAAUCCCUGGGACCACCACAGGUCCUGGGACCGCUCCUACCUCAUCUUGGUCCACCAAAACCCCUGAUGCCACCACAAGCUUUGAGACCACCCCAACUCCUGAAACCACCAUCACAGCUGGAACCAUCACUGUCCCUGAAACCAUCACCAGUCCUGAAACCAUCACCAGUCCUGAGACCAUCACCACCAUGCCUUGGACCACCCCUGGCCCAGGGACAACCACAAACCCUGGCACAACCACAACCUCUCCGUGGACCACCACAUCCACCCCUGGCGUCACCACCCACCCCGAGACCACCAGCAAUCCUGGAACUAUGACUGGUCCUUGGGCCACCUCUACCUCACUUUGGACCACACCCACUCCUGAGACCACCACAAUCCCAUGGACCACCACAAACCCAUGGACCACCACGACCCCUGGGACCACCACCAGCUUCCCAGAGAUCACCACCUCCAUAAGUGGGACCAACACAGUCCCUGGGGCCACCAUCACCAGUUCUGGGACCUCCACAAUCCCUGAGACCACCACAACCACUCCUGGGACCCCCAUCCCUGAGACCACCACCACCUUCCCUGAGACCUCCACCACCCUACAUGAGACCUCCACCACCCCUGAGACAACCGCGACCCCUGGCACCACCAUGACUGUCCCUGCAACCACCAGUCCUGAGACCACCACCUCAAUCUCUGAGACCACCACAACCAUCCCUUGGACCACCUCCAGUGAUGGGACCACCCCUGUCUCACCUUGGUCCACCCCAGCCCCUGAAACACCCGCGACACCUGGAACCACCACCGGCUCAGGAACCGCUCCUACCUCACCUUGGACCACCACCAACCCUGGAGAAACGAGGCCCUCUGAGACAACCACCGCAAUCGUUGGAACCACCACUACCCCAGGGACCAUCACAGGUCCUGGCACCACCACAGCCGGUCCGUGGACCACCACACCCACCCCUGGCACUACCACACCCCCUGAGACCACCACCAACCCUGGAGCCACCACAGGUGCUGGGAACACCCCUACCUCACUGUGGACCACCACAGUCCCUGAGACCAUCCCCACCUCGGGGACACCAACAGUUCCUUCGACCACAGCUGGUCCUGGGACCACCAUGACCCCUGGGACCACCAUGAUCCCUGGGACCACCACCAGUCCUGGGACCACCAUGACCCCUGGGACCACCAUGACCCCUGGGACCACCACAACCCCUGGGACCACCACCAUGAACCUUGGAACCACAACCACCCCUGGGACUGGCAGUAGUCCUGGGACAAUCCUUGGGACCACCACCACACCUGAGACCACCACCACACCUGGAUCUACGACCGGCCCUGGAACCACCACCACUCCUGGGACCACCAUCACCACUCCUGAGACCACCACCACUCCUGGGACCACCAUCAGCACCCCUGAGACCACCACCACUCCUGGGACCACCAUCACCACCCCUGAGACCUUUCCCACCACACCUGGGACUGCCACCACUGUCUCUGAGACCACCAUGACCAGCCCUGGCACCACGACCACUCCUGGAGAAACCACGAAACCUGGAACCACAGCCAGUGGGACAACCAGCACCAGCCCUGAGACCACCGCUGCCCCUGGAACCACCGCAACCAGUCCUGGAACAGCUACCACCACACCUGGGACCACCACCAUCACCCUGGAGACAACCACAAUCCGUGAGACCACCACCAUCCCUGGGACCACCACCCUCCCUGGGACCACCACCACUCCAGGAACCACCACCACUCCUGGGACCUCCCCCACCACCCCUGGGGCCACCACCACCACUCCUGGGACCCCUCCCACCACCCUUUGGACCACCAGCACCACACCAGGCACCAGCACCACCCUCCCUGGUACCACCACCAUCCCUGAGACCACCACCAUCCCUAGGACCACCACUGCCAACCCUGGGACCACCACCAUUACCCCUGGAACCACCAACACCAUCCCUGGAACCACCAUCACCUCUGAGAUCACCACCAUCACCCCUGGAACUACCACCACCACCCCUGAAAGCACCACCAUCACACCUGGAACCACCACCAUCACACCUGGGACCACCACCACACCUGAGACCACCACCAUCACCCCUGGAACUACCACCACCACACCUGAGACCACCAGAACCACCUCUAGGACCACCACUACCACCCCUAGGACCACCACUACCACCCCUAGAACCACCAGCACCACCCCUAGGACCGCCAGAACCACCCAUAGAACCACCACAACCACCACCACAACCACCACCACAACCACCACCACCACCACCACUCCCCACUCCACCACCACUCCAGGGAUCUGCAACAACGGGGGCACCUGGGUCAAAGACCACUGCCAGUGUCCCCCCACCUUCACCGGGGACAGGUGUGACUACGUCACCAACACCAUCGAAACCAACGCCGAGACCAACGGGACGGUGCAGGUGGAGCUGCGUGUCACCAACCAGGACUUCUCUGAGGAGCUUGAGGACACCACCUCGCCCACCUACAUUCAGUUCAUCCAGGACUUCACCAAGCAGAUGGACCCGGUCUACGCUGACAUCGAGGGGUACCAGGGCAUCCAGGUGCAGCGACUCAGGCCUGGCAGCGUGGUGGUGGAUCACAUCAUCAUCGUGUCCCUGCUGGUGACAGCCCAGAGCCAGGAGAAGCUCCAGAACAUCACGUCCAACCUGCAGGAGAAGAUCGAGGUGGCGGCGACGCAAUUCAACUGCACCAACGGUGACCUGUGCUUCAACCCCUCCGAGGUGGUGAUCACCAACACCCCGCUGGAAUUCGAUGAAGAUGCCUACUGCCGGAGCCAAGCGCCCGAGGGCUACCGGGAAUUCUUCUUUCCCAACCUGACGAGCUCCGGCUUGUCCUGCAUGUCCAACUGCACGCCGGGCACCGCCAGCACCAUCGACUGCAACCGCGGCACGUGCCACGUCACCCUCAGAGGUCCUCAGUGCUUCUGUGAUGAGACCCACCUGUACUGGUACCAAGACGACCGCUGCACGUCGCGGGUCAGCAAACUGGCUGUGGGCCUGGGCUUGGCCGUGGCCAUCCUGGUCACCGUGGUCGCCGUCCUCUCCAUCUUCCUCUUCCGAGCUCGCAGAUCCGGGUCCUUUGACAUGGCUGAGCAGAAGAUAAUGGAGAGGUGGUACCAGGACACCAGAGAGGAGUGGAGCCCCCAAGGAAGCUUCACCUUCCAGAACCAAGGUGUCCAGCUCGAGGGUGACCAUCCAGUCCACCUUGAGGCCGUGGACAUAUCGAAGCCGAGUGUGAGAGUGGUGGUCAUGGUGGUCAUGGUGGUCAUGGUGGUGAGUGGUGGUCAUGGUGGUGAGAGUGUGAGAGUGGUGGUCAUGGUGGUCAUGGUGGUCAUGGUGGUGAGUGGUGGUCAUGGUGGUGAGAGUGUGAGAGUGGUGGUCAUGGUGGUCAUGGUGGUCAUGGUGGUGAGUGGUGGUCAUGGUGGUGAGAGUGUGAGAGUGGUGGUCAUGGUGGUCGUGGUGGUCAUGGUGCUGAGAGUGGUGCUCAUGGUGGUGAGGGUGGUGGUCAUAGUGGUGCAUGGGUGA
This is a messenger RNA of Pseudopodoces humilis (Tibetan ground-tit), 4149 nucleotides long. Lineage: Eukaryota; Metazoa; Chordata; Aves; Passeriformes; Paridae. The record is from RefSeq and is a predicted model, not a curated record.